Molecule: messenger RNA, 8592 nt
Organism: Cuculus canorus (common cuckoo)
Lineage: Eukaryota; Metazoa; Chordata; Aves; Cuculiformes; Cuculidae
Gene: GOLGA4
Product: golgin A4
Exons: 22
Coding region: 153-6527 (2124 amino acids)
Biological process (GO): Golgi vesicle transport
Cellular component (GO): Golgi apparatus
Molecular function (GO): small GTPase binding
Source: RefSeq, a predicted model, not a curated record
GUGGCCGCGCAGGCGCAGCGCUCGCUGCUCGCUCACCUGCUCCGCGGCGGCGGGGAACUGUGGGGCCGGCGGGAGCCGAGCCCGGUCCCACCGCCGCCAGCCUCCCCCCGCCGGCCCGGGACCACCAUCCCGCUCUCCUCUCUCCCGGCACCAUGUUUAAGAAACUAAAGCAGAAGAUCAGCGAGGAGCAGGCGUCGCCGCGCGGGGCAGGGGCGCGGGCCGUCCCGCAGGGUAAUUCCAAAUCCUGUACAGUAGCUGACGAGAGAAUUGAGCAGUAUCUACUUUUAGGCUGCAAUGAUGAAGACACUUCAUCAAAUGAAGAGCUGCUAGCCGGGAUGAUAGCAGAACCUGCUUUUCUCUCUGAGUAUACUAUCUUUGCUUUGGAUCCCACCAAACAAGCUAAGCCACAAAGUGACCGUGUGAGCGUAACUCAACAAGUGUUUCCCGAAUCCCCAGGAAGUGGACCGGCAUCCCCACAGGUGUCCUUGCCGAAACAGAGCUUCCAAGAUGGUCAGGCAGGCACUGAAACGUCUGAUCUCAGUACCUGUUCUGAAGAACAAAAUCCAAGUCCAGUCCGUGCUGUGGAACCAGGAAGCAGCGAGGUUAAUGAAGAUUCUGUUACGACACUGGAUGCUCUUAAUCAGAGGGUGAACCACCAAAGAAGCUCGCUGCAUUAUUACAAGGAGGUGAUGCGGUCAUGUAAGGAGCACUGUGCCCAGUUAACAAGUGAGAAGGAGGCGCUUCAGGAACAGCUUGAAGAGAGGCUUCAGGAGCUGGAGAAAAUCAAAGACCUUCAUAUGGCUGAGAAGAGUAAACUGAUUACACAGCUGCGUGAUGCAAAGAAUUCAAUUGAGCAGCUAGUACAGGACAAGGGCAUGGUAAUUGCAGAGACAAAGCGACAGAUGCAUGAGACAUUGGAAAUGAAGGAGGAGGAGGUAGCCCAACUGCGUGCUAAGAUCAAACAGCUAACUACAGAAGUCAAGGAAUUAAAAGAACAGAAAGAAAAAUCUGAAAAAGCUGGUUUUGAAGAGCUUGAGAGGGCUCUGAGUAAUGCCCAAAAGGCAGAGGAAGCACGGAAAAAAAUGCAGGCAGAAAUGGAUGAAAAAAUAAAAGCAGUAGAAAAAGCAAGUGAGGAGGACAGGGUAAAUCUUCAACGAGAGUUAACCAGAGCAAAACAAGAGGUGGUUGAGAUUAUGAAGAAGUCUUCAGAAGAGCGUGUUGCUACACUAGAAAAAUUCCAUCAAAAAGAAAUGGCUACCAAAGAUCAGGAGCUAAAUGAGAGAUUACAGGCCCAAGAAAAGAAGUUCCAGGAGAAGAUGAAGGCAGCUCUUGAAAAAAAGCAGAGUGAGUGUUUAAAAGCCCUCCAGGAACAAAAGGAGCAAGAAUCGCUAGCCUUGGAAGAAUUAGUGCUGCAGAAGAAAGCGAUACAGUCAGAGUGUGACAAGAAAGUUCAGAAGAUGCGUCAAAAAGUAGAGACUUUGAGAACUAGGAUUCUUGAACUGGAAAGCUGUCUUGCCAAGAAUUCGCAAGAUGACAGAAAGCAAUCGGAAGACUUAAGCACUCAGAUGGACUCUGAUAAAAAGCAGCACAAUAAGGAAAUUGAUGAUAUGGUUGAAAAACACAAGGAAGAACUGGAGACUAUGAAACAGCAGCAGGAAAAGCUUUGGAGAGAAAAACUUCAACUCUUAGAGCAACAACAGCUAACUGAAAUAGAAAAAAUUAGAAAGAAACAAGAAAAGGAGAUAGAUACAAUUUUGAAAGAGAAAGAAAUUAUUUUCCGUGCGCACAUAGAAGAGAUGAAUGAAAAAACAUUAGAGAAACUUGAUGUGAAGCAAACAGAACUAGAAGCACUGUCCUCCGAGUUAUCAGAAGCACUAAAGAUGCGUCAUGAUUUAGAAGAAGAGCUUUCAGAACUGAGUAGUAAGCUGUGUGAGGUAAAGAAAGAGUGGGAAGGAAAGUUGGAAGAAGAGAGGAGCCGGCACAAAGAAGAAAUAGAAAUUAUGUUAAAAAAGCAUGAAAUGUCUGUUCAAGGAGCUGAGAAGGUACUCAAAGAGGAACUUGAGCAACUCAAGCAAUCAUUGGAAGAGAAAGACAGGCAUCUGGAGGAACUGAAAACACGUGAACAGAAACUAAAGGAAUCUGCAGAACAAUCUGAAGCUGAGCUUGUCCAAGUGUCUGCAAAGCUAGAGGAGCUUUCAGAGUCUCAUGAGAGCACUUCUAAUGAGCAGGCAAAGACUUAUGAAGAGAAAUUAGCAAAGCUGCAGCAAAAACUGACAGAUCUUGAGGAUGAAAAACUGCAACUUGGUGAAGAGCUACAAAGAACUGAAUCCCAGCUGAAUGAAGUCAAGAGCGAGUUAGAGGCGUACAUCUCUCAGGUGCAUGACCUGAAGCAGCACUUGCAAGAGCAGAGUAUUGAAAAUACACAAAAAGUAACCUCUCUAACACAACAAUAUGAAUGUCAACUGAAGGAUCUACAAAGAGAGGCUGAUGAGAUAAAAGGAAGUGUAACUGAGAAAGAAAAUGAAAUUGAACACAUGAAGAAGUUACACAACAAGCAAGUGGAAGAGCUUAAACAGAAACUGUUAGCUGCAGAGGAGAGAAUUACUGCUCUACAAGGAGAAUAUGAAAGUAAACUAAAGCAUCAGGAGAACAAAAUGGAGAAAAUUAAGCAGAAAUCAAAAAACAUGCAGGAAACUUUCAAAAAUAAACUUACUGAGCAGGAAGCUAAACUGAAAAUAGAGCUUGAAAACAAGCAGUUGGAGUUCAACCAGAAAGAAAGUGAAUUCAAUGCUAAAAUACUGGAAAUGGCACAUGCCAGCUCAGCCAGCAUCAGUGAUGCUGUGUCAAAAGUGGAAUCUAAUCAGAAAGAGCAACUGGACAGUCUUGUUGAGGCUCAUAGGCGAGAGUUAGAAGAAGUUACCCAGAGUUGGGAAAAGAAACUCAGUCAGCAGGUUGAAGAGCUCCAAGAAAAACACGAAAUGGAACUGCAAGAGAAAGAGCAGGAAGUUGGAGACCUGAAACAGAAACUUGCUGCCUUCAGUGCUGAGAAGGAGAGCUCCAGAACAGAAGUAACCCGACUGAAGGAAGAACAGAUGAAAAGGGAGGAGUCGCUGAAGGAAUUGCAAGAACAACUAAGGCAGUCAGUAGCUAAGGUGGAUGUUUUGUCAGAUAAGGAAAGUGAUCUGAAAACACAGUUGAAAAAAUUGGAAGAUGAUCUUAACCACUCCCUGAAAGAGAAGUCAGGACUUCAAGAACAGCUCAGUAAACAGAAAGCAGUUGAGGAAGAGGACAAAGCCAAAAUUACUGAGCUGGCCAAUACACUGCAAACACUUGAAGAGAAACUCCAGGCUAUGCAGUCUUCUCAGUAUAAAGAUAAUGAAAAUUAUAAGAAAAAAAUAGAGGCAAUUCAGCUAAAGGAAACUGAGCUUAAAAGGCAAUCGGGAGAACUUGCAGUCUGGUUAGAUUCUUAUUGGAAGAAUGCUGAAGCUUUAUUACAAACAAAAAGCAAUGAAUUAAUUGAAAAAUGUAACGCAAAAAUUGGCCUAGUAACAUGCAAAAUUGCAGAUUGCGAGCGCCAAACUGCAAAAGUUAAAGAAGCAGUAUUAGUUAAAAUGAGUAAGAUUCCUGAGCUGGAAGCUCAGCUUAGAGACGUAACAGAGCAUCAUUCUGUUGCAAGUACUUCUUUACAAAAGUCCAUGCAACAGCUGCAAGAGAAGGACAAUCUAAUUAUGUCCAUGAGAGCUGACAUUGAAGAACUUGUAGCAGAAAAGGAACAAUUGCAGAAGGAGGGAGGGCACCAGAAGGAAGCGGCGUCAGAAAAAGAAACUCGCAUAACACAGCUGAGGAAAGAGUUAUCUGAAAAUAUCAAUGCUGUCACCUCAAUGAGGGAGGAACUCCAGGAAAAGGAAUCCAAGAUCUCUGCUCUCAACAAAACAAUUGAUGACCUUAAUGUUAGACUUGAAAGCAUGAUAAGUUUAGCAGAGAAGGAAGCAGCCGUGAGUCUGUUAAGCAGGCAACAUCAAGAGGAUCAGUUGCAAUUGUUAAACCAGGUAAAGGAGUUAUCGUCCAGAGUUGAGACGCUGACUCAAGAAAAAGCAUCUGCUCUUGAGCAGGUAGAUCAUUGCACAGCCAAGCUGUCGGAGUGGAAGAUGAAAGCACAAACCAAGUUUACCCAAAAUCACGAUACUAUUACAGAUUUGCAGUGCAAACUUGAAUUAAGCAAUAAUGAAGCCAAUAAAAAAGACGAAGAGCUAAAUAACUUGAAGGAGCAACUGGCUAAACAAAGCAAGAAUCUGGAUAGUUUAAAAAGUGAAUUGGAACAAAAGCAAAGCAGAAUGGAAAAACAAGAAAGCGAAUUGACUGCAAAGUUAAAAAAACAAACAGCAAGAAUUGCUGAAUUAGAGGAACACGUUGCUCAGAAAACUUCUGAAAAUGAUUCCUUGAUGGAGGAACUUAAAAAGUAUGAACAAAAGGAAACAGAACAAAAAGAGAUAGCUUGGCAACUGCAGCAGGCAGAGAAGGUGGCUUUUGAGAAGGACAAUAGGUUUAAGGAGGCUGAAGAAAAAGUACUUAAUCUUGAGAAGCAAAUAGUGUCACUGAGAGGUGAAUUUGAAGCAAAGGAGAGGGAAUUUGAUGAAAUGAAAUCAGUGAUGCUUAGAAGCAAAGAAGAAGAACUGAAAGAAUUGGAAGAGAAACUAAAUGCCGAAAACAGUACGAAGCUGGCAGAUCUGAAAAAGAAAGCAGAGCAAAAAAUUGGUUCUAUUAAAAAGCAAUUGAUGUCUCAGAUGGAAGAAAGGGAACAGCAGUUUAAGCAGGACAGAGAAAAUCAGCUCAGAGACUUGGAACAACAAGUGCAAGAGAAAGAGGCCAAAAUUGAGUCUUUGGAAGAAAAAAUUAAGUCAACGAAAGAUUCUGUGGUACUGGAGAAAGAAAUGCUGCAAAAAGUAGAGAGUGUAAAAGCUGCCAUAGAACAAGAAAAAAUGAAAAUGCUUGAGAAUGUCCAACAGACAUAUGAAGAGAAAAUGCAGGUGUUACAGAGGGGCUUAACAGAAAAAGACGAAUUGUUGCAAAAAUACGAAAAAAACCAAGAAGAGAGUAAGGUCAGUCACCUAGAACUGCAAAACAAACAGCAAGAGCUCCUUGAAAAAUUGGAAUGUCUUGAGAAGAGCCACCAAGAGGAGCAAAGUAGGACUGAAAGCCUCAGGAAAGAACUUGAGCAGCAAGCCAAAAAAUACUCACUAUUAGUGGAUGAGCAUACUCGUUGUGGCAGUGAUUUAGCAAGCACUAGGGAGGAAUUAAAAGCUAAAGAACAAAAACUUCAUGGCAUAGAGGAUGUAAUUGGAGAUUACCAGAAAAAAAUGCAGGAAAAGGAGGCAUUCAGUCAGUCUUUAGAGCAGAAGCUAAAAGAGUUGGAAGAUGUAGUGAAGGAAAACGAAGCGCAGAAGAUUGCAAUGGAAGAAAAGAGAUUGAGAGAUGAGGAAAAGCUAAGAAGUUUACAGCAACAGUUGGAUGAAAGAAAUGACAAUCUGAAAACUUUUGAGGAGAAUGCUGAAGGAAAAGCUGCAUCUGUUUUGGAGCUGCAGAAGUUACUAAGCGAUAUGCAGAACCAGGAGAAGGACUUGCAGGCUAAACUUAAAGAGACUGAAAGGGAGAAGAACAAACUACGCAAGGAAGUGAGUAAUCUUCAAAAAGACUUACGUACUCUGCGAAAAGAACAUCAGCAGGAGCUGGAGUUGGCAAAGGAGGAGUAUUUAGAAGAAAUGAAGAAGAAAAUCGGAUGUGAACGAGAAGACAUUGAGUUAAAGCACAACUCCACCUUAAAGCAGUUAAUGAGAGAGUUCAAUACUCAACUGGCUCAAAAAGAAAAAGAAAAGGAAAUGGCAGUAAAAGAGACGAUCAGUAAAGCCCAGGAGGUAGAAGCUGAACUGAUAGAAAAUCAUCACAUAGAGACAACACAAUUGCACAAAAAGAUUGCUGAAAAAGAUGAUGAUCUAAAAAGAACUGUGGAAAAAUAUGAAGAAAUCCUUGAGGCUCGUGAAGAAGAGAUGACUGCAAAAGUUUAUGAGUUGCAGACACAGCUAGGAGACUUGCAAAAUGAAUACAAACAAAGGAUGGCAGAAGAACAUUGGAACAAUGAAAAAGUCACAGUAACAGAACUUCAGGCACAGCUUGCACAGAAGACAACACUAGUCAAUGAUUCAAAACUGAAAGAGCAGGAAUUGAAAGAGCAGAUUCAUGUACUGGAAGACCAGCUGAAAAAGUAUGAGAAGAAAAUGUACGUCACAUCGGUUGGAACACCGUACAAAGAUGCAAACCUUCACCAAACUGAUGUUUCCCUCUUUGGGGAGCCUACUGAGUUUGAAUACUUGAGGAAAGUGCUCUUUGAAUACAUGAUGGGUCGUGAGACAAAGACAAUGGCCAGGGUUAUAACAACAGUGUUGAAGUUCUCAGCGGAUCAGACUCAGAAGAUACUAGAACGAGAAGAUGCCCGACCACGGUUUACCUCAUCUCGCAGGGGUAUCUUCUGAAUAUCUCAUCUCUCUGUGCUUAAAUAGCAUGUGGUCAUGGCUACGACCAUCUUGAAGCAGUUGCGAUGAGAAUGUCUCAUAGCGCUGCUGCUUAGACAUAACGUUUUUAUCUGCUGUUGUCCCUUGAGAAGGGACAAGGAGACAGUCUGUGAUUCAAGGUCACAAAUGGAACAGCAGAAACCAAAACUCAGCACCACCUUGGACCAUGAAUUAGAUGAAAACUGCCUUGACAGGAAGCGCUAAUCGGGUUAUCUGGUGAUGCGUAUUUUUUCCUUGCUAUUGAACACUGUCUUCUAUUUUGUGUUAAAGGUUAUUUUUGUAAAGGAGAGAAAAGACUUUAUCCUAAUAAAGACUUGCCCACUACUGUAUCUCUAUAGAGGCUUUACUCAGUGUUUUAUAAGAGUAGAAAGAAAUGGCUUGUUUGUUCUAUUUAUUUUUUUAUUUUUGAAUAAAUUGUGCAAUACUUUUUUGGAUGGGUAGCAGUUGAGGUGAUUUUCCUGAUGAACUAGGCACUCUUUAUGACUACUUUAUCCCAGUUUGAUCUUAUGAUUGUUUGCUAAAGGUCAUUUCUAUAUGCUUUUGCCUAAAAUAAAUCCAAAUUGCAGUACCUCAUUUGUUUAUUCCUAGCUUUUGUACUUAUAUUUUCUGGAGAAAAAAUAUGUUACUGUAAAUUGUAAAUAGUUAAUACAUAACUGUAUCAUAUGCUGGUCUGUGACUGUUGACAGCACUAAUCUGACAAGAGCUGAGAUUAAAGAAAGUCUAUUUACUGUAUGAUUCUUUGGUAUGAUUUUUCUUUUGAAAAGAUCCGCAGUUUUGUUCAUAUUCCUAUUUGAUACAGCCUUUGCUGAGUCAUUUCUAGGCUGAAAUCCCUCUCAUAAGGAGCUAUCCAAGUACAUUUAACUGUAAGAAGUCACUGGGGGCCUUCAGAUUCUUGAGGAAUUGCAUCCUGUUGAACAGAUCUAUGGUGAGCUGAAAACCUGGCGUGAGCUUAUAGCAAGUAGGGAAUUUUGCUUUGUAGAAUUUUUAAAUUAUGGGUCUUUUUUUUUCUUUUAAGUAAUGCCUGUCAGGUCAUUUUGGCAUGUAAGUUGUGAUCCUCUGAAACGAUAUGCAAGUAUGAUUACAUUUCAUUCGUUCUCCAGCUGCUUUGAUACUUGCCUAUCGAUAACCAUCAUCCUUACUCUAUGCUAGUUGGCCACAGUGAUUCAAGGUCAUUAGUCCUUCAUGAAUGCAAUUUUCAACGAGUGUUUAUAGGAGCUGCAGCCCUCUAAAGAGAUCAUCUCUGAGCAUGAGGUCUUAUAAAGUACUGUUUACCCGAAAGAUAUCUCUGAGUACUGCUAGGAAGUGAUAGUCAGUUGCUGGUGCUGUCAGGCCUGGGACGUGCAUCCUGCUAUGUGGAUGCUCUGUCUGUUCCCCUGGGUACUCUGCUGUUAGCCGAGGAAAACAGCAGGUCUUCCUGACCACAGAAACAGGUUUGGCAAGUGUGUGAUGGUCUGAACUGACAGAUUCGAUUUGUUUUCCUGCUCCAGCUGUAGCGCCCAAGGGUAGUACCCAAAAAUUUGUACCCAAAUUUUGUCUUUCAUCUGAUACAGAUAAUCUCAGCUUCAUAUGAUAUUGGAGUUGUGAUUGCCUCAUCAUUUCAAGACUUGGCAUCCCCAGUAUUCGCCUCUGAUUAUCUAUGAAGUUCAGCCAUUUCUUGCAUAACUCCCCUAUUAUCACCUGUGAUAUCCUUACAACACUAUCCCUUUUGUCAGCUACUCAUGUUGUUACCUGUCAAGCUCAGGGAUUUCUCUUGUAAUGCCCUGUGGUUUUCCAUACUGUGUUCCAUUAGUUUACCGUUGGGUAUAGCAGCCUAAUAUUUGUGUAUAGCUUCAAAAAACAAUCACAGGCCGGUGAGAUGUUUGAUACAGUUGGGCUUUGGUUUUGUUUUUUGCAAAUGCACUGCGAUUCACUUUUUUUGUCAUCUGCAGGGUAUAUAGUGCCGCAUGACUUAUUUUUUAAUUUAUGCAUUUUUAUCCACUGGUAACAUAUAUACAACAUAUAUAUACGUUGAAAGGAAGAUCACACA